CAUAGAUCACAAACACGUCACAAUUAUUCAUUCCCUUCUUCAUUAUCUUCAUGAUCUCCUUCUCCAAAGCUGAUCCACUUCAAGACUUCUGCGUCGCAGACCUCAGCCUCCCCCAAAGCCCGGCCGGAUAUUCUUGCAAGAGUGUCUCCGAAGUGACUGUCGAUGACUUUGUUUUCACUGGCUUCCGCAACCCUGGCAACACGUCAAAUACAAACAUGAUUUCAGUGACACCAGCUUUUGUUGCUCAGUGGCCGGCUCUGAACGGCCUUGGUGUCUCUGCAGGGUACGUUGAGAUUGCUCCAGGUGGUCGAUCUCCAAUACACAGUCACCCCGGCGGCACCGAGCUUAUCGUCCUCAUUGAGGGGACAAUCCUAGCUGGCUUCAUUUCAUCAUCAAACAAAGUUUAUAUGAAAAAAUUGGAAGCCCAUGACGCACUGAUCUUUCCUCAAGGUUUGCUGCACUUUCAGGUGAACGCCGGGAGUGUUAAGGCAAAGGCCAUUGUGAGCUUCAGUAGCUCUAACCCUGGACUGCAAAUGACCCCAUUAGCGUUGUUUGGGAAUGACUUGCCAUCUGAGAUAUUGGAGAAGGUGAGCUCUAUUGAUGUUGCUGAGGUGAAGAAGCUCAAGGCCAUGUUUGGAGGAACAAACUAAUUGAACUUGGUACUUGCUGUGUGUGUUUAUUAUACGUGAGCGAGUGACAAAUGUGCAUGCAUGGUGCAUGGUGAGAGUGUAUCAUGCAAAUGAGACAACCAUAUAUAUCUCAAUAAAUUCUUCUUCUUAUC
This is a messenger RNA of Dioscorea cayenensis subsp. rotundata (Guinea yam), 781 nucleotides long. RefSeq names its product germin-like protein subfamily 3 member 3. Lineage: Eukaryota; Viridiplantae; Streptophyta; Magnoliopsida; Dioscoreales; Dioscoreaceae. The transcript has a single exon. Gene Ontology annotation, molecular function: manganese ion binding. Bases 51 to 650 code for a protein of 199 amino acids. Gene Ontology annotation, cellular component: cell wall. The record is from RefSeq and is a predicted model, not a curated record.